This is a messenger RNA of Cyclopterus lumpus (lumpfish), 1086 nucleotides long. RefSeq names its product atonal bHLH transcription factor 1a (gene atoh1a). Bases 1 to 1086 code for a protein of 361 amino acids. NCBI's taxonomy places the organism in Eukaryota, Metazoa, Chordata, Actinopteri, Perciformes, Cyclopteridae. The transcript has 2 exons. The record is from RefSeq and is a predicted model, not a curated record. Gene Ontology annotation, molecular function: protein dimerization activity.
AUGGAUGUCCGAAGUGUGGAAGACUGGAGCAGAGGCGAGGUGGCGGUCCUCAACUCGCGGCUGCAGAGCCCGAGAUUGGUGGAGAGGGGAGGGGAGCAGCAGCUCGAGGAGUCCCGCUACGAACCUGGACUGACGCUCGUGGACAGCGGCAGUGACCCACGCGCCUGGCUGGCUCCGGUGCAGCCUUCUGGCACCUGCGCGGCACACGCCACUUCACCCGACUACCUGCGGCACUCGCCCUGUCCGAGCACCGGCUCCUACCACGAGAGUGGUUCCCCGGAGUCCUCGGGCCACCCCAGCCCUCCCAGCUACAGACAAACUGCCAAGAGCCCCUCCUCUUCUUCGCUCAAAGUCCGGGACUUGUGCCGUCUCCAAGGCACGGCCACCGCGUCCGACGAGGAGACCUCCACGAGACAGAGAGCGCAGUCCAGCAGACCGGUCCAGCCGGUGCAGAAGCAGAGGCGCGUCGCCGCCAACGCGCGCGAGAGGAGGCGGAUGCACGGGCUCAACUACGCGUUCGACGAGCUGCGCAGCGUCAUCCCGGCGCUGGACAACGACAAGAAGCUCUCCAAGUACGAAACUUUACAGAUGGCGCAGAUUUACAUCAACGCUCUGGCCGAUCUGCUCACCGGCCCGGUGUCCUCCAACGGCAGCAACGGCGACUCGGUCUCAAAAGAUAAAAACAACUCGCCAAAGUGUGACACGAUAACGCUUCCGCCCGUCGCUGGCUUCGACGGGGCGAAGGACAGGGCUCCCCCGUCCCCGGAUGGGCCCGUCUCCGGGGGCAGCUUACCCGUUCACAUCGGAGGGAUGCACUUCCACCCGUCCUUCGACGACGGUUCGUUUUCCGCCAUGGUUGAAGAAGCGAUGCGUUCGCCUUCUCCUUCGCCCUCGGCCCGGGCAGGGAGCUCGCUGGCGCCGGUCGGAUGCGGGAGGAAGGAGUCCCCCCGGAGCGACGGGGAGUUUUCCCCGCACUCGCACUUCAGCGACUCGGACGAGAUAGCGAUGGAGCUCCACUCGAGUGAAGAGGAGGACUUCUCCGAUCUCAAGCUCCGCAGCCUCCACCGUCACGCGGUGGCUUUCUGA